AUGUAUACUCCAGCGCAGUGUUUGAUGGUUAAGAAGUUAUCCUUCACACAGUUUUUCCUUGUGUUUAACUGUCAUGAGUAUGAGUUCUCUAUCAUGUAUAAAGCGAUUGAUGGUAUUCGCUUAUUAGAGUCUCCUGCCGACCGUCGAUUCACACCGUCUUCACACCCAGGAUGCACAGUUGCUUUGUAUACAAAAGAUUUUCGUAUUUAUGAGUUGACUGUCAACAGUGUCUUUGAUGCUCGCUCUCUCGAACAGGCGUUGGAUAUGAUGUUUUCAGUUGAUGAUGCGACACAACUUUACCCAUUCUUUUACAAAAUGGAUUCAUCGUCCCACCGAUGUAAAGUAGAAACUACAGAUUGGCCUAAAAAUAUUAAGGAAAUCUUGUGUACUGGGGAUUGGCGCAUAAGCGAUCUGAAUAAAAACUAUGAGUUGUGCAAUUCCUACUUCAAAAUGCUUCUAGUACCUGCUAAAUGUGAUGAUCAAAUGCUUAUAGAGAGUAGUCGUUUUCGUCAAGGUGGUCGUCUUCCUAUACUUCUUUACUAUCAUAAACCAAGACAGACCGCUUUGUUGAUAGCUGCAGAGCCAAUGAUUGCACAGGCUACUGGUGGAAACACUCAAAACACUGCAGGAACGCUUUUAUCUUCUCAUCCCGAUUUUGUGUCAGCAACACAGAUGACCACCAAUAGUAAUUCAUUAACAGGUGCCUUAAGUCAGUCUAAAUCUACUAAUAUGAUAAUAAGUCAGUCUUCUAAGAAUCCUGUAUCUCCUUUCAGUUCAACUUUGUUUAAUCGUUGUCGUUUUGAUGAACAACUACUUGCAUCUGUAUUACCAGACCGAUACAGAGGUGUUAUAUUGGAUUUAAGAACUCAAAGCGAAACCAAGAAACCACAAGUGACAAGUGGCCUUGUUGAAUUCGAACAAUACUAUCCUCAAUGGCGACGAGUUUGUCGACCUGUGGAAUCCACUGCCAAUUUAAAUAAUACCUUCAGAAAAUUCAUUAGUGCAUGUACAAUGUCUGGACGUUUAACGCGUUCUACAACUACAACAUUUAGUGCUAUUCAAUCAGGAAUCAGUGAUUCAUUUGGAAUGUUAUCUAAUGCAGCUCUUAAUCCCAUAAGUUCACUAGGACUACUUAACAAUAUCAGUAAUAAUAUCUCAGCAUCAGUAUAUGAUAAUCCAGCUAACCCGUUUACCGCUGAUAUUAAAGAAACGGUGAAUACACCUACAAGGAGGAGUAGUUUAGCUUUAAAUUCAAAUUCAUUAGAUAUUCAGUCGCCUAAUUCACCGAAUGAGUCGAAUAUAAAUACUAAUGCUGUGAAAAAAUCCAAAAGAUUUUCAGCCUGGUUAUCAUUAGUACGUGAAGCACUAGCAGCUGCAGUCGCUGGAGCAACAGCACUGGACGCUUUAGAUGCAUUUGCUCAACAACAAUUACAACAAGAACAAUGUUUAUUAGCGGAAAGACAAAGGAAACAAACCAAAAGCCCUAUUAUUGAAGAGGCCAAAUUACGUGGAUCUUAUGUUUUAGUUCAAAGUAGAAAGGGAACGGAUCGUGCACUUCUUGUUGCUGGUUUAAUUCAAAUUAUUCUUAGCCCUGAGGUUAGAACUAUACAAGGAUUUCAAACACUGAUCGACCAUACUUGGAUAAAUUCAGGUCACCCAUUUGCAGAUCGUUGCCGGAACUCAGCUUUCUCCCUUGAACCACCCAGAGAUGAAAGUCCAGUGUUUAUUCUCUUUUUGGAUUGUGUUUGGCAAUUACUUCGUCAGUACCCGAAUGCUUUUGAAUUUACUGAUGAAUUACUUUGUGAAUUGGCGAAACAUGCCUAUUUUUCGGAAUUCGGUACAUUUUUAGGAAAUUCACCACAAGAAAGAGAGCAACUUGAUAUCUCAUCGAAAACUGUUUCUCUGUGGUCAUACAUAAAUCAGCAGAAUGUGAUUGGUCGUUUUCGAAAUCCAUUUUAUUCCGGUCCAAAAGAUGGUAAUUUUCAAUCAUUAUCCACGGAUGGUUGUUACGCCUGUUGGCCAUGUUUAGCUGCACAAGCAUUGGAUGUUUGGGAAGAAUUAUAUCAACAACAAUUGGUUGGUACUCAUGUUGGACUUUGGAAAUUACCACGAGUUAUGGCACAUGCGAUUGUUGACAAAUUUGAAGCAGAACGUCUGAGAGCGAUUCAGCUACGCAUGACUCUCGAUCAACUGAUAAAUGAAGCAGUCAAUAAAAAUAUUAUUGUAAAUCAGUAA
Trichobilharzia szidati is the source of this 2235-nucleotide messenger RNA. The record is from the annotation of a GenBank genome assembly. NCBI's taxonomy places the organism in Eukaryota, Metazoa, Platyhelminthes, Trematoda, Strigeidida, Schistosomatidae.